Pyrus x bretschneideri (Chinese white pear) is the source of this 847-nucleotide messenger RNA. RefSeq names its product ribonuclease S-6-like. Gene Ontology annotation, cellular component: extracellular region. The transcript is spliced from 2 exons. Gene Ontology annotation, biological process: RNA catabolic process. Bases 23 to 709 code for a protein of 228 amino acids. Gene Ontology annotation, molecular function: RNA binding; ribonuclease T2 activity. Lineage: Eukaryota; Viridiplantae; Streptophyta; Magnoliopsida; Rosales; Rosaceae. The record is from RefSeq and is a predicted model, not a curated record.
GCACUUGAACAAAUAUUAUUCAAUGGGGAUUACGGGGAUGAUAUAUACGGUUACGAUAGUUUUUUCGUUAAUUGUAUUAAUAUUGUCUUCAUCCACGGUGGGAUUCGAUUAUUUUCAAUUUACUCAGCAAUAUCAGCCGGCUGCCUGCAACUCUCGUCCUACUCCUUGUAAGGAUCCUCCUGACAAGUUAUUUACGGUUCACGGUUUGUGGCCUUCAAACUGGAGUGGACAUGAUCCAGAAUAUUGCAAGAAAACAGCCUUGGAUUCUAAGAAGAUAGGAAAUCGACGAGCCAAGUUGGACAUUAUUUGGCCGAACGUAUUCGAUCGAACCGAUAAUGUGGGCUUUUGGGGAAGACAGUGGGAAAAACAUGGCAUAUGUGGGUCUCCCACGAUACAGGACGACAUGAAUUACCUUGAAACAGUAAUCAAGAUGUACAUAACCGACAAACAAAAUGUCUCUGAAAUCCUCUCAAAAGCGAAGAUGGAACCGGAGGGGAUAAAAAGGAAACGGUGGGAUAUUGUAAUGGCCAUACGCAAUGGUACCAAAGGUAAGAGACCAAAACUCAAGUGCCAAAAGAAUAAUAGGAUGACCGAAUUGGUUGAGGUCACUCUUUGCAGCGACAAAAACAUAACGCAGUUAAUAAAUUGCCCCAAUCUAAUUCAACCACCAUCACCAUUUUUCUGCCCCAACAAAGGUAUUUUGUAUUAAGAAAGCGGCUAUCUAACACACACGCGCACACGUAUAUAUUAGUAGUUGGCCAGUAUACGGAUGACUAUUCCAAAAUAUAGGACGAGAGGAAUGUAGUUAUGUGGUUGUAUUUCUAAUGAAUAAACUGGCUUAAUUAAA